GAGGUAUCCGAUCUAACUAGGCUUCGUAGGAUGGGAUUUCCUUGAGUCCAGCUAUUGGAAUCGCGUUUGUGAAAACCCAGCCGUGUAAACAAUGGACAACUCCCAUCUCAAACCUGGAGAGCAUGACGGCCACAGUCGAGUGGCCAGCCAAGGUGCGGGCUUGCACCUUGGCUCUCACGAGGACUUCUUCUCAAACCACGUACCAUCUCGUCCGGUUACGCCCACAGGCCCAGACAACCACCCCCGGCCGUCUUCAUCUUACCGGAAGCCUCGAAAGAUUGUCCUGUGUUUCGAUGGGACAGGCAACAAGUUCCAUGGCGAUGACAGCGACAGUAACAUCUUGAAGAUCUUCCGCAUGCUGGACAGAACAGCAAGCGAUCAGUACCACUAUUACCAACCUGGAAUCGGCACAUAUGUUGUUUCAAACAGCCUCAGCCACACCGGCACCGUCGCCAAAAUCAAGUCCUGGUACAUGAAGGCUAAGGAUUCGGCGGUCGGAUCCUCGUUCGACCAACAUGUCGUCGGCGGUUAUCGUUUCCUGAUGCGCUUCUACAAUCCGGGCGAUGAGAUUUACAUCUUCGGCUUCUCCCGCGGCGCGUACAUUGCUCGUUUCCUGGCAGAAAUGCUGGACUAUGUCGGCCUCCUCUCCCACGGCAACGAAGAGAUGGUCGUGUUUGCCUGGAAGGCGUUCUCCAACUGGCAGAGCCGCCAGGGCAACAAGACACCCGAAGGGAUCAAGAAGACGAAGGAGAUGUACGAGUUCAUGAAGGGCUUCCGGGAGACCUUCUCGCGGCCCGUCCGCCGCAUCCGCUUCCUGGGCCUCUUCGACACGGUCAACAGUGUGCCCCGGUUCGAGACGGCGUGGAUGGAACGGAGCAAGUUCCCCUACACUGCGCGGACGUCGGCGAAGGUCAUUCGCCACGCCGUCAGUAUCGACGAGCGGCGCGCCAAGUUCAGACAGGAUCUGAUCUACCAGAGCGACCGCUGCCGGAAGGCGAAGGAACAUGGCCCAGGACACAACAAGCUGCACGAAGUAAGCGAGAAGCUACAUCCUGGCAAGAACCGUGGCCGGCAAGCAAGGUUGGAUGUCCCGGACCGCCCGGCCCCGUACCGCGCCCGCUCGCACUCGGCGCGAUCCCGCCGCACGGCCAUGGCGGACCAGGAUAGCCUGCAUCACGAUGCCAAAUCCGAAAUAUCCGUGGCGCCCCAUCCGCAUGACGAGGACCACGAGGUCGACUCCGUAGCCGACUCGGAGGAUGAGACCGACCAGGACAUCGACGAGGUUUGGUUUGCUGGGGGACACGCCGAUAUUGGAGGGGGGUGGGAGAUGCUUCCGGAGUCGAAAUCCGCAAGCCAUGUGCCCUUGGUGUGGAUGAUCCACGAGGCCAUGAAGGCCGGGUUGCACUUUGACCCGGACAAGCUCCGCGAGAUGGGCUGCGUCGAGGUCCUCGAAGAUGAGCCGUGCAUGGCAUCCGGGAACGGGAAUCAAGAAUCCGGCGAUCCAGCACCGCCAAACCGAGCCGGCGAGGCCGGGAAUGGCGCCGAACCGCCCCCAGUCCCAAACAUCAUGGUCCGGAGCCCUAGCGCCAGCACGCCAAAGCUCUUUCAGAAAUCCGGCUCCGGCAACCCUUCCAAUGCCAGUAGCUCCUCCCAGGACCCGGCACCGUCUCGCCCACCUACUUUCAGAGAGAUGAUGCACAAAGCCCACGUGGCGCUCAUCCAUGACUCGCUCGAAUUCGGCGGCGGGCUGAGCUGGUCAUCCGUCACUGCCUGGAAGAUGAUGGAGUACCUCCCCUUCCGGAGAAUGGACCUCCAGGAAGACGGGACCUGGAAGCCCAUCCGCUGGCCGCUGCCCUGCGGCGAGGUGCGCGACAUACCCGAGAACGCCCGCGUCCACGGCAGCGUAAUCCGCCGGCUGCGGGUCGACGAGAAUUACCGGCCGGGGAACCUGAUUAUUGGCGGUGGGGGGAGGGGAGUGAGGAAGGCGCCGGAGAAGUAUGGUAUCGGGGACUGGGUCUGUAUCGAGAAGGAAGGGUGUCCGAUUGGUGAAAUCUGGGUGCGGAAGAGCGCAGUGGACAAGGGGCUGCAUCGGGAUCGGAAGGCGAAGAGGGAAGUGUGAAGUUAGGGAGUAGCUAAGGUAGUCCUGCUUGAGGGCCUGAAUCGUGAAGAGCCAAAGUGAAGAGAGGAAAUAUAUGGAAACAUCACACUCCCAGGUAUUGGAGAGAGGUUAUUUGAGAAGUACUUACUAUACAGUACGAGUAUCGUUACCAACUGGCCGGUAAUCAGUGGCCAAGGCACACUCAAAUUCUCUGGUCAAGGCCUCUGAGUCU
Molecule: messenger RNA, 2330 nt
Organism: Chaetomium strumarium
Lineage: Eukaryota; Fungi; Ascomycota; Sordariomycetes; Sordariales; Chaetomiaceae
Exons: 4
Coding region: 92-2119 (675 amino acids)
Source: RefSeq, a predicted model, not a curated record